GAGCCCCAGCCGCAGGGGAUGGAGUUCGUAGCCCUCACCGCCGUGCAGACGGAGAAGAGCGAGGUCCCCGCCGCCGGGGGCAGUCCCAGGCGCCUGGGGCUGUUGGGGACGCCCUUGCCGCUCCCCCCGGGGGGCUCCGGGGCCCGCUCGGCUUCGCACAAGCGCUACCGGCGCCUCCAGAAUUGCCUCUACAACGUGCUGGAAAGACCUCGCGGCUGGGCGUUCAUCUACCACGCCUUCAUAUUUCUGCUGGUCUUCAGUUGUCUGGUCCUGUCUGUGUUUUCAACCAUCCCAGAACAUCAAAAAUUCGCCAACCAAUGUCUCUUCAUCCUGGAAUUUGUCAUGAUUGUGGUUUUCGGGAUGGAAUACAUCAUCCGGGUCUGGUCAGCGGGCUGCUGCUGCCGCUACCGAGGAUGGCAGGGGCGCUUUCGGUUUGCCCGGAAACCCUUCUGUGUCAUAGAUUUCAUCGUCUUCAUUGCCUCGCUGGCAGUCAUCGCUGCCGGCACCCAGGGAAACAUCUUUGCUACCUCGGCCCUGCGCAGUAUGCGCUUCCUGCAGAUCCUGCGCAUGGUCCGCAUGGACCGCCGUGGUGGCACAUGGAAGCUUCUGGGCUCGGUGGUCUAUGCUCACAGCAAGGAGCUGAUCACGGCUUGGUACAUCGGGUUCCUGGUCCUGAUAUUUGCUUCUUUUCUGGUCUACCUGGCGGAGAAAGAUUCUAACACUGAUUUUGCUACAUAUGCAGACUCUCUGUGGUGGGGUACGAUCACGCUCACGACUAUUGGCUACGGAGACAAGACCCCACACACGUGGCUGGGCCGGGUGCUGGCAGCCUGCUUUGCAUUGCUGGGCAUCUCUUUCUUUGCACUGCCUGCUGGGAUUCUGGGCUCAGGGUUUGCUCUUAAAGUCCAAGAGCAACAUCGGCAGAAGCAUUUUGAGAAGAGACGAACUCCAGCAGCCAACUUGAUCCAGGCUGCUUGGCGCCUAUAUUCAACAGAUAUCAGCCGGGCCUACCUGACAGCCACCUGGUGCUAUUACGAUAGCAUCCUUCCAUCGUUCAGAGAGCUGGUUCUUAUGUUUGAGCACAUGCACCGAGCUCGCAACGGAGGGCUCAGGAACUCUGAGGUGAGGAAAUUUCCCGACGGAGCUCCGCCGCCGUAUCACUCCUUCACCUCUGGCACGAAAACCGCCAAUCCUCCUUUUUGCUCGGGGGAAAGCUGGAAAGAAGAGGAAGCUCCACCUCACAAGUGUUUACGCCUAAGCAAUAAAAUGGGCAUCAAGGACCGCAUCCGCCUGAACAAUUCCCAGAGGCAGGGCAGCCGGGGGAAGCAGCAGCAUCUGGUCCCACCCCUCCGCCGCUCCCCCAGCACUGAGAACGUCCAUGAGGCUGUAAGCCCCACCAAGGUGCAGAAGAGCUGGAGCUUCAAUGACAGGACAAGGUUCCGGGCCUCAUUGAGGCUGAAGCCCCGGACCCCGGUGGAGGUUGAUGGCCCUGCAGAGGACAGCAGUGAGGAGAAGGGCUACCAGUGUGAUUUGACCUUUGAGGACAUUAUGCCUGCUGUGAAGACCCUGAUCAGGGCUGUCAGGAUCCUCAAGUUUUUGGUGGCCAAAAGGAAGUUCAAGGAGACGCUGCGGCCGUAUGAUGUCAAGGAUGUUAUUGAGCAGUACUCUGCUGGCCACUUGGACAUGCUUGGCAGGAUCAAAAGUCUCCAGACACGUGUGGACCAGAUCGUGGGGCGGGGCGCCAUUGCAUUUGACAAAAAGACACGUGAGAAAGGGGAGAAGGCAUCUCUGGAGGUUGAACUGGUGGACGAGCUCAGUAUGAUGGGCCGGGUUGUCAAAGUGGAGAAGCAGGUGCAGUCUAUCGAGCAUAAACUGGAUUUACUACUGGGCGUUUACUCACAGUGCUUGCGGAAGGGCUCCAUGAACUCCUUCAGCCUGGCGUCCAUGCCGAUCCCUGCUGGCGAUCCUGACAUAACAUCUGAUUACCACAGCCCCGCAGACCACGAGGACAUCUCCGUCUCGGCUCAGACCCUGAACAUCUCCCGGUCUGCUAGUGCCAAUAUGGACUAAGGUGCAGCACCCCGGUCCAGGCAUUUAGUAGUCACACACCCGCUGUAGCGGGGAGGGGGAGGCAGAGAGAAGGGCACUUGUCUGCUUCCAGGACAGAAAGGAAAGGGAGGCAGACUUCUGAUGACCCCUCGUAACAGGUGAUGUCCUCGGGCACACCCAGUCCUCUUUCAGCCUUGCUGUGAUGGUGGGACUUGCAUGGAGACACUUCUCCCAAAGCCUCAAUGAUUGCCUCAACUUUACUUGAAGUCUUCCUGUUGUGGGCAAAGCCACAAGCAUGGGACGUCCCAAAGAAUGGCCUGGAUGCUGCCUCCAGUGGAGUCGUUGCAGCGUCAUCGUGGCUCUUAAAUUGAAUCCUUCAAGGUGGCACCCACCAGUUGUAUCUCUGGGUGGGGAGGAUUAUGCUAACCUUGAAGGCAGUCCUUUCUGCAGAGAAAAAGCCAUGCUAGCCUGAAACAAAUUGCAGAGGGGAGUCCAUUUGCUCCCCUUUUGCCUUCCAUGAGUAUCGAUUCCUGUUCCUUGGCAAGCAUCUCCAGGUAUGGUGGAAGCUUCCAGCUUUUUAGGGGUUCAGCAACGAGCUCCCAGAGCUUCUUGGGAUGCGGGGGGGUCUUGGCCCCAGAGUGUGAGUAAUGAUCCUCUCUCCAAGCAAGUGAUACAGGUGGUUCCGCCUGCUCAACCACAUGACAGCCACUGACUUUGGAUGUCUUACUUUCUAGGAAACCAGGUUGGAGACUCUUUAUUAACAGCUAUGCAAACGCUUAGAUACCGCCCCCCCCUUUUUUUUUUCCUCCAGGGACAUUGCAACUUGGACUGAAUGUGGUCUCUUGUCUUUGUGUCUAGCAGAAAAUAACUGGCACUGCCUGACCCUGCUCUCUGCAACCUUUAAGCACCUUUGCAACUCCUCAAUAAUCUCUUCCCAGGUAGAGGGCAUGGCUCUUUGGCCCAUAUAUUAUAAGCACAGCGGAGCCUCCUACACAGCGGAUGUGCUUCCCGGGGCAGGGCAGGGCAGGGGUACCGUUUAUAUGCAACAAACUUGAAUAUGCAACCUGAAACAACCAAUCCUUACAAUGGACCAGGAACGCCUUUCGGCCUUGGGGGUCUCCAUGGCACUCUAUGCUUGCUUGAGGGAACGAAUUCCAUUGCUAGCAAUCUGUACAGGGUGCUACAUCUCGCUUUGGGCCAGGGGAUGAGCCAUGCCGAGCAGAGGUGUCUGCCUUAUUUCCAAUAGCACGGGGAUAUAAAGUGGCGUCUGAUUGUGUUGUGGGUGCCUUGAUUGAGAAAUUUUAGGGUGCUCUCUUGCUUGACCACUUACGUGAUUCCCCCUUUUAUGUCAGCAGAUGAAGGCUUGAUAGAGCUCUCCUUUUGUUUUUCUGGAGAGACCUCUCACCUUCUGCUGCCCUUCUCUUUGGAAAACUUGUUUCAUAACCCCAUUGCUCCUAUCCUGAUGCUGCAUCCCAAAAACCUGCUUUCAUCCUAAAUCAUUCCUCUUUCAUUGUUUCUUAUCUUCCAUUGGAGUAGCCUCUGCUGGAGACUUGACCCCAAGUGCUUUCCCGCGAAAGGCUUGGGAGUUUGCGCAUCAGACUGACAUUUGAGGUUUUCAUAUUUUGAAAGUGCACACCCAGCAGGUGUGUUGGAACAAGCACAUCACGAUCACCAAUGAACCAGCUCCUCGCUGAGCUCAUGCUCAGAGUCUACCCCCCUGUCUCAUCUGGAAAGGUUCUUUGAGCCAGUCAUUGGGGGUUCGGCAGUGGAUCUCUGGAACGGCUUCUGGGUCCUGCCGCUGAGCACCACGGAAGGGAAUGGUGGUGCUUGUGCCACAGCAGUUCUGGUGCACAGCUGCGGCAUAUUCCAGGUGCACAGCCACUGAACAGAUAGUGAAACCUGGAGCUGGCAAGGGAUGCCAUGACAUGUGCCCCCAUCCAUUCUGGUCACUGUGUGCCAGCCUGACGCCUCGUUUGCAUCCCGCAAUAAGAAUGCCACAGCCCCUUUCCCCUUCAGUUGCCCCCAGAGACAGGAAUUGGGAAACUCCAAGCCAUGGUUUGGUGGGGGAGGGGGAGGUUUCCCUGCCCUUGCUGGCUUCUGAUUUCCCUUAUGUGCUUUCUUGUUAGACCAACCUACAGCUCAAAAGACUUUUUCUACUCCCCUCCCCCUUUUUGCCAGACUCCAUGGAGCUGCCUGACUCCCAUGUCCUUUUUCUUGCACACUAAUUGGAUAGACAUUUGUUUUUAAACAAGUAAAACCCUUUCCCUCCUCCAUUGUGUCCUUCCACAUCGUUCACUCCCACUGCUUCUUGGGAAAAUGGAAAGGGCUUCCCUUUCUUGCUUCUUGCAGCUAGCUCUGCCCACAUUGAGGUGGUUGGAUUAUUCAAAAAGAAAAGCCCCAGAGUCAGAUUUGGGGGAAAGACCCUGCAUUCAUUCCACACUUCCGUAGGGUGCAUGCCACCAGCUGCUCUCGCCCCAAUGCACACCCCUCCCCGUGCAUGCUCAUGCAUGUGUCUUGAGGAAAAUGGCUACAGCGGUUCCUGAACUUUUCCUUCACAUACGACUCCACCCCCCCUUUCCCCAAUGCACUGAGCACAGCAUCCUUGGAGAGCACAUCCCGUCUUCCAUCCAAGACACGUCUCCAAAGGAGGGGGGGAGAAGUGUGGGGGGAAAGAGGGAAGCAGGGAAUGGCUUUGAUCAACCAAGCAAAAUGAGGUGGACUCUGGCGGAUUUCCAAAUAAACCUUGUUCUGAGACGAUGAAUAGUUACCUCACUUGAUUUAACUUAUUAACUUAUUUGUUUCAUUAAAGUUUUCAAUAGAC
Messenger RNA from Heteronotia binoei (common prickly gecko), 4870 nucleotides. RefSeq names its product potassium voltage-gated channel subfamily Q member 4 (gene KCNQ4). Bases 19 to 2070 code for a protein of 683 amino acids. Lineage: Eukaryota; Metazoa; Chordata; Lepidosauria; Squamata; Gekkonidae. Gene Ontology annotation, biological process: transmembrane transport; potassium ion transport. Gene Ontology annotation, molecular function: voltage-gated potassium channel activity. The transcript has 15 exons. The record is from RefSeq and is a predicted model, not a curated record. Gene Ontology annotation, cellular component: membrane.